AUGGCCAGCCGGGUCCUCAGCCCCAGCCCCUAUCCUGCGCCCUGGUGGGGACCGCAGUCCGAAGGUCCUGGCUCCGCCAAGCGCCGCCGAAUCGAGGAGCCCGCGGGCCCCGACUCCAGGACUGCGCCCAGCCUGCAAGAUCCCGCAGGGGAUCCGGCGGGGCCUCCGGCGGCGGACACGCUCACGUCCGUGGUGGUCCUGGCUCCAGGCUGUGCUGUGCAGCUGCCCCUGGACGACGUCGACCUGGUGCUGGAGCCCGAGCCAACGUCGGUCCUGCAAGUGUCUCUCCGGGGGCACACCCUCAUGCUGGUCCCCCAGGCCCUGUUGGAACUCCGCGCUCUCCAGGGCGCUCCCGGAGAGGACUUCGCAGUCCAUCGGAGAUUCUUCUGCGCAUGUGUCCCAGAGAUCGCCGCCCCAAAAGCGGCCUAUAGCGAGGACGCGGACCCGGGGUUCCUGACUUGUCCUUGGGUGGACGCAGCGGCAGGCUCCGUCGCUGGGUUCCGCCCCUAUACGCACAGCCCCAUUAGCGAGCCCUCGCCUCAGGCCGCCACCCCUAGUCCAUUGAGACGCUCGCCUGGUCCCUACGUCAACCUGGACUUGCAUCUUCUGGAGCCCUUUCCCAGCUCACCGCUCCAACCUCUACCUCCCUCUCCGAGUCCAGGUCCGCACGUGCGACCCCAGCGCCCUCCGGGUCCCGCGCGCAAGGCCCGGAGACGCCUGUUUCAGGAAUGA
This is a messenger RNA of Phyllostomus hastatus (greater spear-nosed bat), 732 nucleotides long. Its product is annotated as proline-rich protein 23A-like. The transcript has a single exon. NCBI's taxonomy places the organism in Eukaryota, Metazoa, Chordata, Mammalia, Chiroptera, Phyllostomidae. The record is from RefSeq and is a predicted model, not a curated record. Bases 1 to 732 code for a protein of 243 amino acids.